Messenger RNA from Cladophialophora psammophila CBS 110553, 537 nucleotides. RefSeq lists its product as uncharacterized. Gene Ontology annotation, molecular function: protein binding. The transcript is spliced from 3 exons. Bases 1 to 537 code for a protein of 178 amino acids. Lineage: Eukaryota; Fungi; Ascomycota; Eurotiomycetes; Chaetothyriales; Herpotrichiellaceae. The record is from RefSeq and is a predicted model, not a curated record.
AUGGCUGAACAUGUCGAUGGUGCAUCCCCCAAAGAACAGAUACUCGAAGCAUGUCGGAGAGACAAUGUCGAGCUGUUUCACGAAGUGCUCAAUGACAUGAAGGACAAAAGCAAGGAACAGAUAGCAGAUUUUUUCAACACCACCACAGACACCAUGGGAAACCAUCUGUUACACGUGUGCGCAAGUUACGGAGCUUAUGAUGUGAUGGAUGAAUUACUCAACAUUGAAUUCCUCGAAUGCGAUCCCUUGAACAGAAGAGAAGGGGAGACGCCCAUUCACUGCGCAGUCAAGUACGCCAACGAGCGGGAAGUCGAACUGGGAGAGGCAAUGGCAAAAAUGUUGAUCGAUGCUGGAGGCGAUCCUAGAGUCAAAGACAAACACGGCAGAAAACCUGCGGAGAUCUGCACUCCAAGGACAGGGGAACUUCGUAAUAUACUCAUCAAGGAGGAAUACGUUCUCAAUGAAGGUCUCAAGAACGCGGAUGUCCACCCCGACGAGGAUGAGGGAGAUGCUGGGCCACCUUCAGAUUCGGAAUGA